CUUGUACUCCAGAGGCAGCAGAGUCUGAGCGCAGGGAAGGCUGACCCCAGGUGCACCGGCCGCUGACAUGCCCUCUGCGUCCUCCAUGGGGCCCUGGGCUACAGCGACCCUCAAUGCCACAGUGGUGGCAUGGACCAACGGCAGUGUGUCGGAGACCCCCCUCUUCCACCUGUUUGCCCGGCUGGAUGAGGAGCUGCACACGGCCUUCCCCAGCCUGUGGCUGGCUCUGCUGGUCGUCCACAGCACCAUCUUCCUGGCAGGGCUGGUGCUCAAUGGGCUGGCGCUGUAUGUCUUCUGCUGCCGCACACGAGCCAGGACGCCAUCAGUCAUCUACACCAUCAACCUGGUGGUAACAGACCUGCUGGUGGGCCUGUCUCUGCCCACACGCUUCGCCGUCUUCUACGCUGCCCCUGGCUGCCUCCACUGCGCCUUCCCUCACGUGUUGGGCUACUUCCUCAACAUGCACUGCUCCAUCCUCUUCCUCACCUGCAUCUGUGUCGACCGCUACCUGGCCAUCGUGCAGCCUGAGGGAUCCCGCCGCUGGCGUCAACCAGCCUGCGCCAGGGCCGUGUGCGCCUUUGUGUGGCUGGCAGCGGGUGCCGUGACUCUGUCUGUGCUGGGCGUGACGGCCAGCGGGCGGCCCUGCUGCAGGGUCUUUGCCCUCACUGUCCUGGAGUUUCUGCUGCCGCUGCUGGUCAUCAGCGUGUUCACGGGCCGCAUCAUGUGUGCGUUAUCUCGGCCCGGCCUGCUGCGCCAGGGCCGCCAGCGCCGCGUGCGCGCCAUGCAGCUGCUUCUCACCGUGCUCGUCAUUUUCCUGGUCUGUUUCACGCCCUUCCACGCCCGCCAGGUAGCCGUGGCACUGUGGCCCAGUGUGCCGCCCCACACGAGCCUCGUGGCCUACCACGUGGCCGUGACCCUCAGCAGCCUCAACAGCUGCCUGGACCCUAUCGUGUACUGCUUUGUCACGAGCGGUUUCCAAGCCACUGUCCAAGGCCUCUUCCGCCAGCGUGGAGGAGAGCCUGAGCCAAGCAACGGAGACAUGAUCAGCACUCACAAGAGCACCAAGGGCUCAGGUCCCCCCCACAUCCUCAACACGGGCCCUCACGUCCUCACCCAGCAGCUGACCAAUGGGCCUGAGCCAUAGGCAGCGCUCUGCUAAAGACCAAAGGUUAGGGCUUGGCUAAGUCACCAACCAGCCCAGACACCUGCUGGGUCUGAACCUGCAAGUUGAUUUCCUAUUGAUUGAUUGGAGGUGGCUGCCCAGUGCAUUGCACUGACUUGCUGAGGCCACAGUGCUGCGGU
Molecule: messenger RNA, 1302 nt
Organism: Jaculus jaculus (lesser Egyptian jerboa)
Lineage: Eukaryota; Metazoa; Chordata; Mammalia; Rodentia; Dipodidae
Gene: Gpr20
Product: G protein-coupled receptor 20
Exons: 2
Coding region: 68-1144 (358 amino acids)
Biological process (GO): positive regulation of Rho protein signal transduction; phospholipase C-activating G protein-coupled receptor signaling pathway
Cellular component (GO): membrane
Molecular function (GO): G protein-coupled receptor activity
Source: RefSeq, a predicted model, not a curated record